Molecule: messenger RNA, 4035 nt
Organism: Neodiprion virginianus
Lineage: Eukaryota; Metazoa; Arthropoda; Insecta; Hymenoptera; Diprionidae
Product: protein HEXIM1-like
Exons: 1
Coding region: 123-1496 (457 amino acids)
Biological process (GO): negative regulation of cyclin-dependent protein serine/threonine kinase activity; negative regulation of transcription by RNA polymerase II
Cellular component (GO): cytoplasm; nucleus; nucleoplasm
Molecular function (GO): cyclin-dependent protein serine/threonine kinase inhibitor activity; 7SK snRNA binding
Source: RefSeq, a predicted model, not a curated record
CACGAUUGAAUUAAAAAUGGCGAUUCAGUCGCUGUUUAUAGUGGGAGCGUACAAGUCGUGUUCCAAUCGGUGGAGAGGUUAGUUACCUAGUGGGUAUAAAGGGUGCUUUUUGAGAGGGGGUGAUGAGUGCGCGUGCCGUUACGAACAGACAGAUACUGCACAACAUAACUAACAUGGACGACAGUCAGCCGUUAUCAACAACCGCGGACAAAUCGCUGGGUGACGGUGACGGUGGUGUCGGCGCAGCGGCCGACGGUGGCAUACGUGACGUAAAUGGCGUUGUUAAAUCGGCCCCUCGGCUCGACCCGACUCCGCUCAACGAACUGGCCGGUGGCCGGGGCUCGCCAUCUCGCGGCGAGAACGUCAACAAGAAGCCGCGGAAGACGGGGGGGAAAUUUGAAAGCGGAAGCGGCAGCGGUGAGCAGGACGCGAUCGAUAACGCGGCGGCGAAGAAGCGAAAAACUCGACGGGGCAAACCGAAGCACAGGAAGCUGAAGCCGUACUUGAAGCAACAGCUAUCCUACGGUCAGAGGGUCAGGCUACGCGGUAUCGGCUCGCGGGUCGCGAAGACCGGUCGGCAGCCGACCGCCCCGUACAACACGACCCAGUUCCUCAUGGAGGACCACAGCGACCUUCCCGACCUCGAGCAGAAGCUGGCGGCUGGUGCCGGCGGCGAGGCGGUCACCGUAUUUCAGAAACCCUCCGCGCCGCCGCGGACGCGGGAUUCGAGUUUCAGCAUAGAUUCGGACGAGGAUUACUUCUACUCGUCGCCCGAGGACGAGGAAGAAUUCCUCACAAAGGAGUUCUCGACCGCGUACGAGGACCUGCACGCUGAGCGACUCGGCGGUCUGACGAAGACCGAGCUCAUACAGGAAUACAUUCAGCUCGAGAGCAAGGUUGAACUUCUCACGAAACGGUUGCGGGGCAAGAAUUUCUGCCAGAUGGAAGAGCUCGAGGUAUCGGAUACUAACGGCAAGUACCCCCAGGGUGCCGAGCUUGAGAUCGCAAGAAAGCUCAAGCACUGCCAGCAACGGAUCGACGAUCUUAUACAGCAGAACGAGCAGCUCAGGCGGGAGAACGACGCCCUGAAGGGACAGCGGCGUGGCAGUGUCGCUUCCACGAUUGACAGCGAGAGCGACAGCGACAGCGAUACCAGCACCAAUUCGAGCUCGUGCAGCUGCGCCGGCGACAGUCCGGUACCGUCGGCAAACUCGGUCGGCAACUCGCAGACGGCCGCGGCGGCUGUGAUCGGCAGGAAGGAACAGCGGAGGCAAACGAACGGCUACGGCUCGUCGACGGUGCCUGCUGAUUCCUCCUCGUGCGUGUGUUUGACCGAUAGCGACAGCGAGCUCAGCAGCAGUAACGGACCCGAGAACGACGGCUCAAGACUUACGGAAGCUACUCCCGGCGACCGCUCUGCUACUCCCCCGUUAUCCGGAAAUAUCAUAUCUAACGGCAAUGCCACGUCUCAGGAAGUAAAUGGUCUGCCCACAUAGACUUGGGAAUCACCCGUACAUUAUACGUUAUCCCGAAUCUACCGCCCGCUAAUCGCUCCGCGUACUAUUUUUCUGUUCCUUUUCCUCCCCGCCCUUCCUCAUCCCGUGUCUCAUUUCUUGUUUUUACCAAAAACCUCCUCGUCUAAGACUGUUUUGUACAUAAGAAUAUGUUAUAUAUGUGCAUAAUGAUAAUAACGAUGAUGAUGAUGAUGAUGAUGAUGAUGAUGAUGAUGAUGAUGAUGAUGAUGAUGAUGAUAAUAAUGAUAAUAAUAAUAAUAUAAAUAACAUACAUAUUAUUAUGCAGAGGUUUAGCAGGCUCUUGUUAGGUUUAUACAGUAUAGUAUAUUAUGUUACAUUAUGCUGGCAUGUAUUGCUGGGCAUGAUUCGCAGCUAGGUGUGUCGUUUAAAAAGGAACAAGAAAAAUUAAACAUGUUGUGGUUUUAUUCAAUUUCAUUUCGUUUCAUUUUUGUUUCAUUUAGUCGGUGAAUUUUGAUUUAUACGUUGUGUGUGUGUGUGUGUGUGUGUAUAUAUAUAUAUAUAUAUAUAUAUGUAUAAAAUUCUCUUUAAACGACGGACUUUGUAAUGAGUUUGCUGCAUACAUAAUAUGGUAUAGUAUGGUAUAUAAUUUAUCCAUCAUCACUGUCGUACUCAUUUUCAAGGAUAUAUAAUGAUUAACAACGGAGUAGCAAGAAGUAUAUUGAUAGUCGGAAGAAAAUUUCCUUCGUACUGUGCACUGUGAUAAUUCAAAAUAAGAAGAGGAACGAAACAUCCACCCACACACACACACGCAUAAUAAGUGGCAUGUCGAGGAUCGCCUUGAUAUGUAGCGUCACAAUAAGAUAAUCCAAAUUACGUUCCGAAUCGCUAUACUUGUAUACCAUCAAAAAUGACAUCACGUGGCUACCGGCCGACGAACUUGACUUAUUUCGGUUGAGGAAUAAAUUAUUUAUAACAUAUAUUUAUUCUGUAUUUAUAAUCACACAAUGUAUAGUAUAUACACGCAAAAGUAACCGCGAUUCAGCAUUAUAAACUAAUUUAUGCAAGAAUUAUCUCAGUUCAUGGCGUUUACCUGAUUCAUUCAGCUACACCGCAUUCUAUCCGAUCAACAAACCAAAUUUUCAACAUCCGCUGUUUCAGUAGCUUCAUGGUAGAAAACAACUCUAUAUACUUAAACUUAUUGAAAAUUGUGACGGCCGUGAGUUGCGAAGGAAAUUUUCAAGUCUCGUUUUGUAACGAUCGCGCGAAUGUUUGUUCGUCAUUAAAUCGUGCGCUGAAGUCGAAUUUCUAUGUAUUUGACGUACCUUGUGCCCGUUUAUUCGCUUGAAUUCUAGAACUAAUAUUGAACAGUUUUUGUUUUUCAAUUGGUAAAAACGUUUUUGCGAGAGCUGAGUUCAAAUUCUUAUAAAAUAACUACUUAAAAAAAAGAUUAUGCGUUUAUUAUUUAUUACGUGCGAAUGAUGCGGAAGUGUUCUAAUAAAAAGAAUUAAAACAAAACAAAUGAAAGAAAUAACUAUAAUUUACAGUACACGCAUGGAUAUUCGUGUAGAAGGAAAUGCAAAAAUUAGGUUUUUCCUUUUUAAUCGGAAUUUUGGCAAUCAAUACACAUGCUAGCAUCUCAUUUAUUUAAUGUGCGCUUGAUUAUUCAGGGUAUCAUAUUACAUGAUAUCCAGAAUUCAAAAUAUUCAUAUUGAUAGUUAUAAUAAUAAUGAUAAUCAUCUAUCAAUAAUAAUAGCUAUGGGCCGCGUGAAAAAUUAGAAACACGCGCCUGACAACCGUACUUCUCAAUUCCUCGCGGAAAUCGAUUUGAAAUUAAUUAAGCCGCUGUUAGUUACGGAAUGGACGGUCUAUGACUGUACAUAACUAAUCAAAAUACCAAUGGACACAACAGACCAUCAACUAAAGAAAACUUUUUAAACAAAUUUCAUAACCAAUCGAUCGCUUAAAAAUUCUCACUAUUCUUAGCUGUGAGUGAAUGAUUGUAUUAAGUAUAUGCUUAAUAAAAAUAUUGUGAUGAAAAGACACACCCGUUAUAAAUUAUUGACGGGUGAUUGUAUAAUUGUAUAGACGAUAGAUUAAGCCUAGAAUUAGUUAAUGGUCUGAAGAAGAUAAAGUGACGAGUGACGGUAUUUAUUUGUUGGUAAAUUAGAAUGCUAUAUAUAUAUACAUAUAUUAGACCUGUCCUUAAGAAGGGUGAAAUCGAAUUUUUCAUGGUCUUACCCCCCCCCCCCCCAAAUUGGUUCGAAAUAAUUUAAAAAAAAAUAUCCGAAUUUUUAAAAAAUUUUCCUUCCAUAUUUACCCACGCCUAGGAAGCCUUACUUUUUCCCAUAAGAAAAGCAUUGGUUUUACGGGAUUUUUAAUCGUUUUUUUACCGCUGCCGUAAUUAUCAGCUAAAAAAUCGCAGAUUCUCAGAAAAUGUUGACAGUUAUGUUACCUUUUUGUCCAAUUCUUUGGAAUUCGAUACAAGCAUUUUCGGGCUGGCGCAGAUACCACGUUGCCCUGCACCCCUCCCCUCCACCUCCACCUCCGACCCAAAGGGGAU